Kuraishia capsulata CBS 1993 is the source of this 1449-nucleotide messenger RNA. RefSeq lists its product as uncharacterized. The transcript has a single exon. The record is from RefSeq and is a predicted model, not a curated record. The coding region runs from base 1 to 1449 and encodes 482 amino acids. Lineage: Eukaryota; Fungi; Ascomycota; Pichiomycetes; Pichiales; Pichiaceae.
AUGAAGUUCUCAGCUAUCGUGUCAGCUUUUGCGCUGUUGGCUUCUGCCAAGGCCGCUACUUAUACCAACUCCUCCACUGCCCCUUCGGCUCCAUCUGGUCCAGUCGUUCCAUGGUGUACUGGUUGGAAUGCCGGUGGAUUCCCAGUCUGGGAGGUGUUUGUUCCUACCUCCAUUGGACCAUGGUCUUACUUCGAGAUUGUGUCCGUCGGUGAACAGCCAAACUUUCACUGGGCUCCAUCUGACAACACCUUCUUCAAGGAUGGCAAGGACAUCGGUAAAGUGAACAUCGUCGAUGACUCCUCCUCCUCCGAAAUUGAUCUUACCGUCAAGAUCCCAUCCGCUGAUUUCGAUCUCUUUGGAUCUAAGCACACUGGUGUUGUUCAGGACCCAAGAUCUGAGUACUUCUUCGCUGCCUUCGAGAUCUCUGUGUACGAUGCCAGCUCCAAGGUCAAGCGUGCUGUCGACACUUACUACGUCUCUUACACUGUGUACAUUCCAUACAACGGUACCGAGACCACCACUGCCGCCUCCACUGUCUUGACUGUGACUGACACUGCUGAGUCCACUGUGACUGCUACCAUCACUUCGUGCAAGGAUGAUAAGUGCUCUUUGACCGCCGUCCCAACCGGUGUCACCGUUGUCACCACCACCCUUUCGGACAUUGUGACUGUUUACACCACUUACUGCCCAUUGACUGCCACCACCACCGGAACCUACACCCCAGUUGCCGGUUCCACUGUGACUGUGACUGUUGAGCCAACUUCUGUUGCUUCUGAGGUUACCACCACUAUUGGAGGUGUCACCACUGUGUACACUACUUACUGCCCACUCUCCGGCUCUACCUAUGAGUCUGUGACCACCCCAGCAGCCGACACUUACAUUGCAUCGACUGUCACCAUCACUGAGUACGCUGAGGUUACCACCACUGCUCUUGAGGCCGGCUCGACUUUGACCACCGGUGUUACCGUGCUCACCACCACCAUUGAGGACAUUGUGACCGUGUACACUACCUACUGCCCACUCUCCACCGAGAAGGUGUUGACCACCUCUGUCGGUUACAACGUUGUCCCAUCUACCGAGACUGUGUAUGAGACUUCCACCGCUACUGAGGGUGUUUCUUUCGUUAACUCCCGUGGAGGUGAGACCGUUACUGCCACUUCUGAGGCUGCCGGUUCUACUUCUGAAGCUGCCGGUUCCACUGCUGCUGCUGCCACCACUACCGCUGCUGGUUCUUCGGCUUCUGGCUCUGCUGCUGCUUCUGGCUCUGCUGCUGCUUCUGGCUCUGCCGCUUCUUCUGCUGCCGCUGCCUCUGGCUCUGCAUCCGGUUCAGGUUCUGCCGCUGCUUCCACCUCUGCUUCCGUUUCUCUCUUGGAGGGUUCCGCCAACAAGCAGGCCAUCUCCGGUGCUCUCUUCGGUGGUGUUGCUUUCUUUGCAGCUCUUUUGAUCUAA